CGACUGAAGAGAGGAAUGCCAGACCGACUGAACCUUCACCUGCAGAGAACAGAGCAGGCAUGUGACUGACUCACCUGCUGAGAGAGAGAAGGAAGAAGGGAAUAAUUUGCUCAGUCCGUCUUCAAUCAGUCAACUAGUAGAGUAGGAGACUCAGUGAGUCAAUUGUGCAUCAGUGAUUCAGAGAUUCAGUGAAUCAGAACCUGUAUGUACUGUAGGUCAGACAUUUGGCAGGUCAUUUGAAUCAGUGAUCAGGUGAUUCAAAUAGAGAUUGAGCGAACCAGGUGACCAGGUGAUUCAGAUAGAGACAAGGUGAGCAGUUGAACCAGUUGAAGCAGGUACCAGGUGAACCAGCACCAGUAUGUCCAGUGUGGUCCAGUUCUCUCUGCUGCUGGUCCUCCUUCUAGCUGUGCCGGGUCAGGACUGUGCCACUGCCCGGGUCCAGAGGAAGGCAAGGUCCAGGGCCAGGUCAGGCUGUGUGAAGGACGGGUUCUCUCGCUGUGUGGACCUGGCCAAACUGCAGCAACUGAUCCAGGACGUCCAGAACGGCUUCGUAAGUACCGACCAACUGUAUUUACAUAUACUGUCUUCAUCAGUAGACUACUGUAUAUCUCUCUAGAUACUGUCUUCAUCAGUAGACUACUGUAUAUCUCUAUAGAUACUGUCUUCAUCAGUAGACUACUGUAUAUCUCUAUAGAUACUGUCUUCAUCAUAGACUACUGUCUCUAUAGAUACUGUCUUCAUCAGUAGACUACUGUAUAUCUCUCUAUAGAUACUGUCUUCAUCAGUAGACUACUGUAUAUCUCUCUAGAUACUGUCUUCAUCAGUAGACUACUGUAUAUCUCUAUAGAUACUGUCUUCAUCAGUAGACUACUGUAUAUCUCUAUAGAUACUGUCUUCAUCAGUAGACUACUGUAUAUCUCUAUAGAUACUGUCUUCAUCAGUAGACUACUGUAUAUCUCUCUAUAGAUACUGUCUUCAUCAAUAGACUACUGUAUAUCUCUAUAGAUACUGUCUUCAUCAAUAGACUACUGUAUAUCUCUAUAGAUACUGUCUUCAUCAAUAGACUACUGUAUAUCUGUAGGAUCACACUAUAGUUAUUACACUGUACUCACAGAAACUAUUACACAGUGAUAAGAACACCUGUAAUGUAAACUGUCACCCAAUGAAGCCAUCUGUGUCUGAAAAAAAGGCUCUUGGUCACUUGAUAUCUAAACGUUUAUAACCCGGAGGAGUAAUGUGAUUACUGUCUAACUGGAAAUACACGCGUGUGUAUAACAGCAACACAUCAUUACUAAAGCACUGUGUAUGGUAAAAUGGGUCAUCUGUCAGCAUCAGUGUCAGAUUUUGCCGUCCUCCACGAUGGAUCACGCCGUCCUGACAUCAUGUUUAUAUUUUUACAUUUUAGUCAUUUAGCAGACGCUCUUAUCCAGAGCGACUUACAGUUAGUGAGUGCGUACAUUUCUUUCAUACCGACAUCAGUCAGUGUGUCCCUAUGGCUUGUGAUGCAGUUCUAAAAGUAAUUCAAUGCGUAGAAGUGUGUUCUAUGGCGAGGGCUUGUAACCUCUAACCUUGGAAAUUUGAAUGGUAAAAUCAUGGGUACACUCCCAAUGGCUAACCAAAGAUAGGUUAUAUUUCUAUGGGUCAAUGAUUGUGUGAAUGAGUCUUGACGCACUGUACCUGUCAUUCCCUUCAAUAGAAAAUCACGUCUCAUGAUGAGAGGAUCCUGCUAAAGACAGUCACCUUUGACAAGAUCAAGAAGCACAAGAAGGUAAGGACUGACCAUCCCUCGGAGAGUGGUUCCUCUCUAGGUUUCUUCCCAGGUUCCUGCCCUUCUAGGGAGUUUUUCAUAGCCGCUGUGCUUCUGCCUCUGCAUCGCUCUUUGGGGUUUUAGGCUGGGUAUCUGUAAAGCCCUUUGCGACAACCGCUGAUGUCUAAAAGGGCUUUAUAAAAUACAUUUGAUUGAUUGAUUGGCACAAGCUCUGGGGUCAUGCAGAGUCUGAGACGUGUUUUGAGUGCAACGAAGAAGUUCCAUCGACACAAUCUCCGUCGUGCUCCGCCUCGGCAGCACAUUUACUAACACAAUGUUCUCUCACGUCUAGUACCACGGUUGUGUCCUGCUCAAAAUCGUGGACUUUUAUCACGAAGUUCUCCAGAGACAAGACGGAGAUUAUACUGACCUGUGGGGCCUGCUGGAUGAAGUGAAGGACUGUGUUCCCAGAGUAAGUGUCUCAAACAUUAUAACUGCAUCCCAAAUGGCACCCUAUUCCCUACAUGGUGCACUACUUUUGACCAGGAUCCACAGGGUCCAUAGGAAAUAAGGUGCCAUGUGCUCAUAGGGCUCUGGUCAAAAGUAGUGCACUUUAUAGGGAAUAGGGUGCCACUCUCUGGUCAAAAGUAGUGCACUAUAUAGGGAAUAGGGUGCCAUUCUCUGGUCAAAAGUAGUGCACUAUAUAGGAAAUAGGGUGCCAUGUGCUCAUAGGGCUCUGGUCAAAAGUAGUGCACUAUAUAGGGAAUAGGGUGCCACUCUCUGGUCAAAAGUAGUGCACUAUAUAGGGAAUAGGGUGCCAUUCUCUGGUCAAAAGUAGUGCACUAUAUAGGAAAUAGGGUGCCACUCUCUGGUCAAAAGUAGUGCACUAUAUAGGGAAUAGGGUGCCAUUCUCUGGUCAAAAGUAGUGCACUAUAUAGGGAAUAGGGUGCCACUCUCUGGUCAAAAGUAGUGCACUAUAUAGGGAAUAGGGUGCCAUCUGGGACGUGGACUAUGUAAAUGCAUGAACCAUCUCUCUGUGAAGGUAGAGACUCAAACACAGCCAGGAUUUCCUGUGGGGCCUUUUUGUAGUUCAGUGAUUCUGUUACACUGCACUGUAAUCCAGCUAUCGCAUGUACAAGACUCUCACACUAAUCUGUCAAAGGAAUUUGUGACAACAGCUGACGAAGAAAAAAAAAGGCUUUUUUUAAAUAGAUUUGAUUGAUUGGCUGAUUGAUUGCAGAUGAAGAAGAUCUGUGAAAAGCUGUACCAGGAUGCUGCUGGGAAGCUGGUGAAUGAGGUAAACUCAGGACUGACAAUCAAACACAAUGCACAUAAAACAUACACAACUGAAAUAAACAACCACAUGGGACAAGUCAGCGUGAGGUAACGAAUGACAACCUAAUAUUUCUAACUUCUGUUUAUUUUUCCAGUCCAAGAUAGAGGAAGACAUGGAGCUGCUGUCGAAGGACGCAGCCAUUCUGCAGCUGCAGAGACUGAAGGCAGCCAGCAGAAAGGUGGGUUCCAUGUUAGCUCUUAAUCCACCGUGAUCACGCAUCAAUAACACUCAAGAGGUGGUUACAGAAGAUCACAGUGUGUUUUAGCGAGACUGUGCAAGCAUGUGUCAUUGGCUGGCCUUAAUAGCUUGUUUCUAGGUUCUAGGUUCUAGGUUCCUCAAUCAAUCCAUUUUUAUUUUAUAAAGCCCUUUUUACAUCAGCAGUACUGUUGUCACAAAGGGCUGUACAGUUACCCAGCUUAAACCCAAAUGGCUCUACAGUUACCCAGCCUAAACCCAAAGGGUUGAACAGUUACCCAGCCUAAACCCAAAUGGCUGUACAGUUACCCAGCCUAAACCCAAAGGGUUGAACAGUUACCCAGCCUAAACCCAAAGGGCUGUACAGUUACCCAGCCUAAACCCAAAGGGCUCUACAGUUACCCAGCCUAAACCCAAAUGCUGUACGUUUUACUCCCCUAAACCCAAAGGGCUCUACAGUUACCAGCCUAACCCUCAAGGGGGGCUGUAUCAGUGUACCAGCCUAAAACCAAAGGGCUGUACAGUUCCCAGCCUAAACCCAAACGGCUCUCCAGUUACCCAGCCUAAAACAAAGGGUUGAAACAUUUUUUUUUUUUUCCCGCCUAAACCAAAGGCUGUACCGUUUUACCCAGCCUAAACCCAAGGGUUUGAAACAGUUACCGCAGCCUAAACCCAAAGGGCUGUACAGUUACCCAGCCUAAACCCAAAUGGCUGACAGUUACCCAGCCUAACCAAAUGGCUCUACAGUCCCCAGCCUAAACCCAAAUGGCUGUACAGUUACCCAGCUAACCCAAAGGGCUGUAACAGUUCCCAGCCCUAAACCCAAAGGGUUGAACAGUUACCCAGCCUAAACCCAAAAUGGCUGUACAGUUACCCAGCCUAAGCCCAAAUGGCUGUACAGUUACCCAGCCUAAACCCAAAUGGCUCUACAGUUACCCAGCCUAAACCCAAAUGGCUGUACAGUUACCCAGCCUAAACCCAAAGGGCUGUACAGUUACCCAGCCUAAACCCAAAGGGUUGAACAGUUACCCAGCCUAAACCCAAAGGGUUGAACAGUUACCCAGCCUAAACCCAAAGGGUUGAACAGUUACCCAGCCUAAACCCAAAAGAGCAAGCGAAGCAGAAGCACAGACAUGUUCCUCCAGCUAACACCAUCUCUCUUCUGUUCCCUCUGUGGUUGUACAGGUGGUUGAGCUGUCCGAGAGGGCGACUCUGGACAAGGCCAUGGGAGAGCUACCGGGUCUGGAUGAUUACAUCCAGGGGAAGGGCCUCCGCAGGAGCUGAGGGAGUAAUCAGACCGGCAGUGACUACGCACACACAGCCCUGC
This is a messenger RNA of Coregonus sp. 'balchen', 4605 nucleotides long. NCBI's taxonomy places the organism in Eukaryota, Metazoa, Chordata, Actinopteri, Salmoniformes, Salmonidae. The record is from the annotation of a GenBank genome assembly.